AUGGCAAGAAAACCUGCCAACAUCCUCCUGUUACUAGUUCUUUUGAUAAGCAAAGCUUCAGGAUUUCAUGAAGAUAUUGGGAUUGAGGAGUUUGAGGUCGGAGAGGGAAUAACUGAAUACCGGCCUUUGAUGCAACCGGGAACUGUUGAUGAUCGUCCUAUGGGGAAACUCAGUGCGUUUCAAGUGUGUUUGGAGUGCAAAUGCUGCAUGAAUGUCUCCGAUCCAACAACAUGCUCAAACAUGCCAUGUUGCUUUGGAAUUGAUUGCCAACUUCCCAACAAGCCUUUUGGUGUUUGCGGUUUUGUUCCCAGGACCUGUAAUUGUACAUCGUGUGGUUCUCCGUAG
Lactuca virosa is the source of this 345-nucleotide messenger RNA. NCBI's taxonomy places the organism in Eukaryota, Viridiplantae, Streptophyta, Magnoliopsida, Asterales, Asteraceae. The record is from the annotation of a GenBank genome assembly.